This is a messenger RNA of Bradysia coprophila, 2613 nucleotides long. RefSeq names its product 1,4-alpha-glucan-branching enzyme (gene AGBE). Gene Ontology annotation, biological process: glycogen biosynthetic process. Lineage: Eukaryota; Metazoa; Arthropoda; Insecta; Diptera; Sciaridae. The record is from RefSeq and is a predicted model, not a curated record. Gene Ontology annotation, cellular component: cytoplasm. Gene Ontology annotation, molecular function: 1,4-alpha-glucan branching enzyme activity; cation binding; hydrolase activity, hydrolyzing O-glycosyl compounds.
ACUCUGUUGUAUUAUUAGAUGUCAUUCAGUUCGCAUCUUCACGCCGAGCUGGAAGUGUUUGAUAAUUUUAAAUAGCUUCGCGCUUCGUUCAGUCAUAAUCUACACGAGAACUUUUUUUUGCAAUUCCUACAGCUGUUACAAAUAUAUUGCGGCUAGUGUUUAUUGAAUAGAAUUUAUAAAAAAAUUUGGUCUCUGCUAUGGCAUUAAUUGAAGUGAAAGACAUUGAUAAUCUGUUUAAAAUUGAUGGCUAUUUGAAACCACAUGAACGGGAGAUCCGUCGUAGACAUGGCGUAAUCCAAGACUGGAUCAAACGUAUUGAUAACGAUGAAGGCGGUAUCGAUGUGUUUUCACAAGGAUAUAAGUAUUUUGGUCUUCACAUUCAACAGGAUAAUUCCGUAAUAGCUAGAGAAUGGGCACCUGGAGCAGUACAACUAUAUUUGACUGGAGAUUUUAACAAUUGGCAGUGGGUGGAUAAUCCAUACAAAAAACUCGAAUAUGGAAAAUGGGAAUGUUACAUUCCGCCGAGGGAUGAUGGUUCCUGUGCAAUUGCUCACCUUUCCGAAGUUAAAGUUAUCAUUCGAAAGAGCUCGGAUGAGUUGGUCGAUCGAUUGUCGCCAUGGGCGAAGUAUGUGGUACAGCCGCCGAAAGAGGCGAAUCAGGGUACGAAUUAUAAACAGCGUGUAUGGCAUCCACCUGCCCAUCAGAAAUACAUGUUCAAGCAUCGCAAGCCAACGAAACCGAAAUCAUUAAAAAUUUACGAAUGUCAUGUUGGCAUUGCCACGCAAAAUCUUGAAGUCGGAUCAUAUAAGAAUUUUGCAGAGAAUAUCUUACCCCGAAUAGUUCGGCAGGGCUAUAACGCCAUUCAGGUCAUGGCUAUAAUGGAGCAUGCUUAUUAUGCCAGUUUCGGCUAUCAAGUCACUAGUUUUUACGCAGCUUCUAGUCGUUAUGGUACACCUGAUGAUCUCAAGCGUAUGGUGGAUGAAGCUCAUCGAUUGGGGCUGUACGUUCUGUUAGAUGUUGUUCAUUCGCAUGCAUCGAAAAAUGUCCAUGAUGGGUUGAAUCAAUUCGAUGGGACAAACAGCUGUUUCUUCCACGACGGUCCUCGUGGAGAACACAGUCUUUGGGACAGUAGACUGUUCAAUUAUACCGAAUAUGAAGUUUUAAGAUUUUUGAUAUCGAAUUUGAGAUGGUGGAAAGAUGAAUAUAAUUUCGAUGGAUAUCGCUUCGACGGCGUCACAUCGAUGCUCUAUCAUUCCCGUGGAAUUGGCGAAGGUUUCAGUGGCGAUUACAAUGAGUAUUUUGGCCUUAACGUGGACACAGAUGCGAUUGUUUACCUGGCGCUAGCUAAUUUCCUAUUGCAUCGCAUGGACAGCGAAGUAAUAACAAUUGCCGAGGAUGUGUCAGGCAUGCCUGCGUUAUGCCGUCCAGUUAGCGAAGGUGGUAUUGGUUUCGAUUAUCGUCUCGGUAUGGCAAUACCUGAUAAAUGGAUCGAAUUGUUGAAAGAAGCCCGUGACGAGGAUUGGGAUAUUGGUAACAUUGUGCACACGUUGACAAAUCGACGAUGGAUGGAAAAAACUGUUGCGUAUGCUGAGUCGCACGACCAGGCGUUGGUUGGCGAUAAGACAUUAGCGUUCUGGUUGAUGGACAAAGAAAUGUACACGCACAUGUCGACCAUGUCGGACUCGACCUUAAUCAUCGAUCGAGGAAUCGCGUUACACAAAAUAAUUCGCUUGCUCACAAAUUCGCUGGGCGGUGAAGCGUAUCUGAACUUUAUGGGGAAUGAAUUUGGUCAUCCAGAAUGGCUAGAUUUCCCGAGAGUUGGUAACAAUGACUCGUAUCAUUAUGCACGGCGACAAUGGAAUUUGGUCGAUGAUCCUCUGUUGAAGUAUAAGUAUUUAAAUGAGUUCGAUCGAGCCAUGCAUACUACGGAAGAAAAAUAUCAUUGGCUAUCCAGUAAUCCGGCUUAUGUGAGCAUGAAACAUGAAAGUGAUAAAGUGAUCGCAUUCGAACGGGCCGGACUGGUGUUCGUAUUUAACUUCCAUUCAACGAAAAGUUUCACUGACUACAGAGUUGGUGUUGAUGUGGCCGGUGCGUAUUCGGUUGUGCUUAGUUCGGAUGAUGAAAUAUUUGGUGGACACAAUCGUAUCGAUAAAACUUGCAAACAUCUAACCGAUCCAUUGGGUUUCGCUAACAGAAGGAAUUUCAUUCAGGUGUACAUACCAUCACGAACUGCAUUAGUAUUGGCCAAGGUAGAUUGAAGAGGAAAAUGUUAUUUUGUAAUUGAAUUUUUAUAAAAGUUUUGUUACUGUUGAGAAUAUUAUAUUAAAGUCUUGAAGACGUUAAAUUGGCAAAAAUAACUUUAUUUGGUCUCUGUGGCUGUGCAAGGUACACGCAAUGAUUGCCUAAACAAAAUGUGUUCCUAAUACUAAAAGUAGUUUUUAAAAAAAUUGUUGAUAGAAGUUAGGGCAGGAAUACUAAGAAAUGAAGUAUCGAUACUGUGAGGAAUUACUACAAAACAAUUCUCGGUUCAAUGCUUCUUCGUCGUCUAAAGCUGCUAAAUACUUGAAUGUAGAAUUUCCCAUCAUUAAACAAAUUAAUUUCAUGGAACAUUCC